Cuscuta europaea is the source of this 5726-nucleotide messenger RNA. Lineage: Eukaryota; Viridiplantae; Streptophyta; Magnoliopsida; Solanales; Convolvulaceae. The record is from the annotation of a GenBank genome assembly.
UUAAUUGGGAUUCCUAAUAUCUCAUCCCCUCAAGACAUUUUCUGAUUCAUCUUGAACGGGAUCCAGCAUCCGCUCAUCUUAUUUUUUUUUUCUUUUUCAACGAAGAGAAAACCAGUUCGCUAAUUUGAGUUUGGCACUGAAGUUAUAUCACUUCAGGUGGCUCAUGUGCAUAAUUUUUGAAGUCCGUGUCUGCUAGAGUUUUUCCAGAAUCAGUUUUAAGUAUCCAAACACCUACUCAAGGGAAUAAUGCUCUAAACUUUCACGACUUAACAAUCAAAUGGUUUCUGAAACAGUGAAAAUUAGAUCCCUUUCACUCAUGGAUACCGUCAUUCGGAGCCUGCCACCGGCCACGUCUCUUUCUCCCUCAGUCAUCUCAUUUCUCAAUGCCAAGCUCAGCACUCUCAAAGACCUUGAACAGGCUCCUCAUCUUUUGUUGGAACUCCAGAAUCAAUGUAAUGACCUUGACCAAAACCUCUUGGAUCUUAACAAGCAGCUUGAGAACUACCUUUUCGACUAUGCUUCACAUUCUGCACAUAUCAAUGGUCUUCUUGAUGACAUAAAUGUCAAAGUGAAGGAUCUACAGUGUUCCUCUCAUUCUGCAUCUUCUUCAUCUGAUGGAGGCCCGAGUAAGAUUUGGGGGGAGGAGUUACCCGCACUGGCAAAGGAGGUGGCUAGAGUAGAAACCGUGCGAAAGUAUGCAGAGACUGCUUUGAAGCUUGACACAUUGGUUGGUGACCUUGAGGAUGCUGUGUCUUCAACUAUAAACAGAACUUUGAGAAGAUACCCAUCAUCAACAAGUUCAGAAGACAUGCAAGCUGUUGCAAUGACCAGUCUUAAACUAACUGAAGGCACUCUAAGAUUGAUUUCGAAGUCCCAACCUCAAUGGACACAACUUGUAUCAGCUGUUGAUCAUAGGGUUGAUCGAGCUUUAGCCAUGUUAAGGCCUCAGGCAAUUGCAGAUCACCGCUCCCUUCUUGCUUCUCUUGGAUGGCCACCACCUCUAUCCACUUCAAAGUCAUCUGGACUAGAAAUAAAAAAGUCAAUAAAUGUCCAUAAUCCACUUGUCACAAUGCAAGGGGAGCUUAAGCAAAAAUAUUGCGAAAGCUUUCUUACACUGUGCAGUUUACAGGAACUGCAGAUAAAGAGAAAAUCUCGCCAAAUAGAGGGGAUUGAUAGGUAUGUAGCCCUACACCAGCCACUCUGGGCCAUUGAAGAGCUUGUCAGUCCCAUAUCAGUUGCUUGUCAACAACAUUUCUCAAAGUGGAUUGAUCAACCAGAGUUUAUCUUUGCCCUUGUGUAUAAGGUCACUCAAGAUUAUGUUGAUUCUAUGGAUGAAUUAUUGCAGCCACUUGUUGACGAAGCUAUGCUCUCUGGAUAUAGCUGCAGAGAAGAGUGGAUUGCUGCAAUGGUGACCUCCUUAUGCAUGUAUUUGGUGAAAGAAGUAUUCCCAAGGUAUACUAGUUUGUCGGAUGAAGAGGGUGUAACUGGACGUAGAUCGAAUGCUAGAGCAUCUUGGCUAUUUCUCAUCGACCAGAUGAUAGGAUUUGACAAGAAAGUGCAGUCACUUGUUUCACAAUCAGGAAUCUCUCUUUCUUUGCAGGAAGAUGGACUACGAAAGCUUUCUUCACUUUCUGUAUUUGGUGACAGACCUGACUGGCUUGAUCUAUGGGCUGAAAUCGAACUUGAUGACUCACUUGAUAAAUUGAAGCCUGACAUUAUGGAUGAAAGGAAUUGGUCAAAUGAGGUUCAAGAUGCUGCUCUUCUAUUGGGGCAAGGGGACACCAAGUCACCUGCAAUAACCAGUUCAUUUCUUCGCUGUUUGUCAGCUGUCAUUGAUAGAUGCCGGUCACUUCCAACCGUUCCAUUGAGAUCAAGGUUUUUGAAAUUGGUAGGACCACAAAUAAUAAAUAAGUUCUUUGAUUCCGUUGUCCUCCGGUCCCAAGAAGCUGAAGGACUGACAGAUGAUGCCGCUUUGACUAAAGUUGCUAGGUGCAUCAAUGCUUCUCGUUAUUUUGAGGUAGUUCUAAAAGAGUGGUGUGAGAAUGUAUUCUUUUUAGAAAUGAGACUUGACUGCGAAGAUCUAUUGGAAACUCUAGUUGAGAGUUGUACUAACCAUGGGGAAUCCCCUGGAAAUGGAAUUUUUUAUUGGGAAAUAAAGAAGCUGGAGGAGUUCAGAAAGGAAUGGGCUGAGGUUCUGUCAACUGUUGUUUUAAGGGGGUUCGAUGUGUGCUGCCGAGAGUACCUGAAGAACAAGAAACAUUGGCAGGAAAAGGAAGAAGGGCAUAUAGUGUCCCAAUCAUUUGUCACCGCUUUAGAUUAUCUUCAGGGAAAAAUGUCAGUACUUGCUGAUGGACUGAACGGGAUAGAUUUUGUUGGGGUCUGGAGAAGCCUGGCGUCCAGGAUUGACACUUUGGUUUUUAAUGGUGUUCUUUGGAGCAAGGCCAAGUUUUCUGAUGGGGGAGUUGAGAGGCUUGAUAAUGAUAUGGGUGUUUUGUUUGGUGUGUUCAGGCAAUGGUGUUUUAGACCUGAGGGCUUCUUCCCCAAAUUGAGUGAAGGUAUGAAGUUACUGAAAAUGACAAAGAAACAACUCCAGGAUUGUUUAAAAGGAGGGGAAAUUUCACUGAAGGAGAAUGGGAUAAGGCUGUUAACUGUAGCUGAAGCAGAAAAGAUUGCAAGAAACAGAGCAUAGUUUGCAAGGAACAGGAGUGCCAUUGGGUUUUCCCUAAAAUAUGGCUCAUGCACUCCCCGACUCCUAUUUAGUGCCUUGUGCGUUUUGGCAUUUGGCUAUUGUCAUUUUCAUCAGGUAUGAUAAAUUAACCGUUUUAACUUUUCUUAUUCAUUGUUGUUUAUCGAACGAUGGAUACGUAAUCAUGUUCUUGGUAUCUGCUGUUGGCCAAUAACGGCUAUCUUAUUAAAUUAUCUGCAAAGUUUAGCUCUUGGAAAUAAGGUUAUGACUAAGAAUUAGGUAGGUCUCUUUGACGACAUCUUGAACACUUUGGGCUAUUUAAUCUGAUUUUUUUUUCUAGAGGAUGUUAGGAAGAUUGUAUAAGUUCAAAUACCGUAAAUAGCCUAGUCAAUACUCGAAUGUAUUGUUAGGUAGUUACAGAUCAUUGGAGUCUAUUUGAUCAGUCUGUUGAUCAGUUUGUUAGACUCAAUAUACUAUAAAUACUUGUACUGUUUCCCUAAAUCAAUAAGAUUCAUUUCUCCUCUUUCUAGUAUGGUAUCAGAGCUCUAGCUCGUUCCUUCAUGACGAACUCAAGUUCGAAUUCCGUUUCUUUCCAAACUUCCGGAAACAUCACAGUUCCGAUCACAUUCAAUCACCCACUUCCUAUUAAGCUUGAUUCAAAUAACUUUCUCCUAUGGAAACACCAUGUUAGAUUUGUAAUUCGUGCUCAUAAACUUCUCAAAUUUAUUGAGAAACCUGAAAUUCCUGAGAAGUUCAUUGCCGGUGAGGCAGAAGGUACGAAGGUUGAGAACGAUGCCUAUGUUACUUGGGAACAACAAGAUGAGAUGCUAUUUUCAUGGCUCCUAGCAUCUCUUUCUGAAACUCUUCAUACUCGAGUGAUCCACUGUCAACAUUCGUACCAAAUCUGGAACGAAAUCGACAAAUACUUUCAGGAAAAUAUUAUCGCCAGAGCGAGACGACUUAAAUCCAAGCUCUACUCAACCGGGAAAGGUGAUCGAUCAAUCUCAGAAUAUCUCCUCCGGAUUCAGAACAUUGCCGAUAAUCUGAUGACCAUUGGUGAACCUAUAUCCACGAAGGAUCAUAUUAAUGUCAUUCUCGAAGGACUUCCAGAGGAGUAUGAGUCGCUUGUUUCUUCUGUAUCAUCCCGGAGCAUCUUGGAUCCAGUAACUAUUACAGAGCUCGAAUCACUACUUCUAGCGAAGGAAUUACGACAAAAGAAAUUGCGUGAAUCUUCUCAGCAAACACUCUUUUCUGCCAAUAUAGCUCACGCGAAAGCUCCGACUCCUAAUAGUGAAGCUGCUAAUCCAACAAUUUCAGAAACCUCUCCAGCAAAUGUUGCUCAGUUUCAAAAUCAGACCUCUAAUCCUUCCUACAGGGGACAUGGUCGCGAAGGAUUCACCAGAGGACGUGGUGGUCGUUUUGGAGGUCGGAAUUCAAUCAUUUGUCAAGUUUGUGGAAAACCUGGCCACAAUGCCCUCAAUUGCUAUCACAGGUAUAAUCCUGCUUAUGUGGCUCCCAUUCCAAACUAUACCAAUCCCAAUCCUACACCUUCCAACCCUUGGAAUCAACAAUCAUCAUCCUCUAACUACACCAACUACCCUAAUCAAAAUUGAUGAUGCCACUAUACUUAGCACGUGUACAUUGUGUCUCAGUAUUAUUCGUGUGUUAGCAUUCAAAAUUAUGUGACAAAAUAAAAUGUACAAAUUUUGAGUCUAAUUAAAUAUUACCAGAAAAGUUAAAAUGCAAUAAGGUAAUUUUUAUCUACCUUAAUAUGAUAUUUAGAUCCUGCCGGCAUAUUUAUUUUGGCUCAAAGAUUAAUUGUGUGUCACAUUUUAAAGAAAAGAAGCUCGAAAAAUCAUAUACAUUGAAUGUAAAUGAUUAAAGACAAAACUUGACCGGUAUUUAAUACCGAAUCAAGUACUGGGACCAAAGCAUGGUACGCAAUGACCAGUCUUAAACUAACUGAAGGCACUCUAAGAUUGAUUUCGAAGUCCCAACCUCAAUGGACACAACUUGUAUCAGCUGUUGAUCAUAGGGUUGAUCGAGCUUUAGCCAUGUUAAGGCCUCAGGCAAUUGCAGAUCACCGCUCCCUUCUUGCUUCUCUUGGAUGGCCACCACCUCUAUCCACUUCAAAGUCAUCUGGACUAGAAAUAAAAAAGUCAAUAAAUGUCCAUAAUCCACUUGUCACAAUGCAAGGGGAGCUUAAGCAAAAAUAUUGCGAAAGCUUUCUUACACUGCAGUUUACAGGAACUGCAGAUAAAGAGAAAAUCUCGCCAAAUAGAGGGGAUUGAUAGGUAUGUAGCCCUACACCAGCCACUCUGGGCCAUUGAAGAGCUUGUCAGUCCCAUAUCAGUUGCUUGUCAACAACAUUUCUCAAAGUGGAUUGAUCAACCAGAGUUUAUCUUUGCCCUUGUGUAUAAGGUCACUCAAGAUUAUGUUGAUUCUAUGGAUGAAUUAUUGCAGCCACUUGUUGACGAAGCUAUGCUCUCUGGAUAUAGCUGCAGAGAAGAGUGGAUUGCUGCAAUGGUGACCUCCUUAUGCAUGUAUUUGGUGAAAGAAGUAUUCCCAAGGUAUACUAGUUUGUCGGAUGAAGAGGGUGUAACUGGACGUAGAUCGAAUGCUAGAGCAUCUUGGCUAUUUCUCAUCGACCAGAUGAUAGGAUUUGACAAGAAAGUGCAGUCACUUGUUUCACAAUCAGGAAUCUCUCUUUCUUUGCAGGAAGAUGGACUACGAAAGCUUUCUUCACUUUCUGUAUUUGGUGACAGACCUGACUGGCUUGAUCUAUGGGCUGAAAUCGAACUUGAUGACUCACUUGAUAAAUUGAAGCCUGACAUUAUGGAUGAAAGGAAUUGGUCAAAUGAGGUUCAAGAUGCUGCUCUUCUAUUGGGGCAAGGGGACACCAAGUCACCUGCAAUAACCAGUUCAUUUCUUCGCUGUUUGUCAGCUGUCAUUGAUAGAUGCCGGUCACUUCCAACCGUUCCAUUGAGAUCAAGGUUUUUGAAAUUGGUAGGACCACAAAUAAUAAAUAAGUUCUUUGAUU